This is a messenger RNA of Trichoderma virens Gv29-8, 1201 nucleotides long. RefSeq lists its product as uncharacterized. The record is from RefSeq and is a predicted model, not a curated record. Gene Ontology annotation, biological process: mitochondrial L-ornithine transmembrane transport. Bases 1 to 909 code for a protein of 302 amino acids. The transcript has 2 exons. Gene Ontology annotation, molecular function: L-ornithine transmembrane transporter activity. Lineage: Eukaryota; Fungi; Ascomycota; Sordariomycetes; Hypocreales; Hypocreaceae.
AUGGCUUCCGCCGAGAUUGAACAGCACCAGGGCGGUGCGCUACAGACAGCAAAGGAUCUGUUCUCUGGCGCUGUUGGCGGCAUUGCCCAAGUCUUGAUCGGCCAGCCUUUCGACAUCGUCAAGGUCCGCCUGCAGACGUCGACCCAGUACUCUGGCGCUCUCGAGGCCGCCACCUCCAUCUACAAGAAUGAGGGCGCCCUGGCCUUCUACAAGGGCACGCUGACGCCCCUCAUCGGUAUCGGCGCCUGCGUGUCUGUGCAGUUCGGCGCUUUCCACGCCGCUCGUCGGUGGCUCGAGGAUCGCAACUCCGCCCAGGGCAAACCCUCCGAACUUGGCUACGGCCAGUACUUUUUGGCUGGAGCCUUUGCCGGCGUUGCCAAUGCACCUCUGUCCGGACCCAUCGAGCAUAUCCGUAUCCGCCUGCAGAGCCAGCCGCACGGCGAGGGUCGCCUGUACAACGGGCCUCUGGACUGCAUUCGCAAGGUCAGCUCCCACAACGGUGCCCUGAGCGGCCUCUACAGGGGCGAGGUCGUGACCGUCUUGCGAGAGUCCGUUGCCUACGGCGCCUGGUUCACCUCAUUCGAGUACCUCAUGAACGCCGACGCCGCGCGCAACGGCAUCGACCGCAAGCAGAUCCCCAGCUACAAGAUCGCCCUCUACGGAGGUCUCGCCGGCGAGGCCCUCUGGCUGGCCAGCUACCCCUUCGACGUCAUCAAGAGCAAGAUGCAGACGGACGGCUUCGGUGCUCAGCAGAAAUACCCGACCAUGCGCUCCUGCUUCUCCGCUACAUGGCGCGCAGACGGCAUCAGGGGCUUCUGGAAGGGCAUUGGACCUACCCUUCUUAGAGCCAUGCCUGUGAGCGCAGGCACCUUUGCCGUGGUAGAAAUGACCAUGCGGGCUAUCAACUAAAGGGACAUGGGGUGAAGAGAUAAGCGGGCGAUCUUUCUUUCUUUCUUUCUUUUGGAUGAUGGAGGAGGCGUUACCGGUCAAGGAAACGAGAUAUAAAAAAAAGUCAUCGGUUUUGAAUGAGCGUGAACUGAAAAAAGUUAAGGCGAAACAAAUCUGAUAGAGACGGAAUUUCCGAAAAUAGCUUAACAUUCUAGACAUCCGUAUUGCGCUUGGUUGGCUGAGGAAUUGGGCAUUCAACAUGAAAUUAAUCAGUUAGAUAGAUAUCUUAUCAUAUAUGAUACUUUUUUGAUGC